Messenger RNA from Bombus pyrosoma, 873 nucleotides. It is a transcript of the gene Apt1, whose product is annotated as acyl-protein thioesterase 2. Gene Ontology annotation, molecular function: carboxylic ester hydrolase activity; palmitoyl-(protein) hydrolase activity. Gene Ontology annotation, biological process: protein depalmitoylation. Gene Ontology annotation, cellular component: cytoplasm. The record is from RefSeq and is a predicted model, not a curated record. NCBI's taxonomy places the organism in Eukaryota, Metazoa, Arthropoda, Insecta, Hymenoptera, Apidae. The coding region runs from base 134 to 793 and encodes 219 amino acids. The transcript has 7 exons.
CCCUCUCUUUUCGCUUUAGGGAAUUUCUAGCAGUGUCAAGAAGAAUCUUCCGCCAUUCUAUAUUUACGAUUUUUACCGAAUUGUUAUACGUUUUAUCCGUUUUCUUGCAGCCCGUCCAAAAAAGCGAGGAAUAAUGACAACAGUGAAUCCUGUGGUGAUAGCAGCUACGGCCAGACAUACAGCGACACUUAUAUUUUUCCAUGGAUUGGGUGAUACAGGUCAUGGUUGGGCUAGCUCAAUGGGAGCAGUAAGAUCUCCUCACAUUAAAGUUAUUUGUCCAACUGCGCCUACAAUGCCAGUAACAUUAAAUGCAGGAUUUAGAAUGCCUUCUUGGUUUGAUCUACGAUCUUUGGAACCAAGUGGGCCUGAAGAUGAAGAAGGUAUUCGCAGAGCUGCAGAAAUGGUACAUUCUUUAAUUGCAGAAGAAGUUGCAGCAGGAAUACCCACAAAACGUAUUGUUCUUGGAGGUUUUAGUCAGGGUGGUGCUCUUGCUAUAUAUAGUGCUCUUACAUUUCCAGAACCUUUAGCUGGUGUUAUAGCUUUAUCAGCUUGGCUUCCUUUGCAUCAAAAAUUCCCUGCUGAUGCAAUAGGAAAUAAAAAUACUCCACUACUGCAAUGUCAUGGUGAUUGUGAUCCAAUAGUGCCAUACAGAUGGGGUCAAUUGACUGCGUCAGUUCUCAAACAAUUUAUGACACAAACAGAAUUCAAAACAUAUAGAGGGAUGAUGCAUGCGUCUUGUGAUGAGGAAAUGCGCGACAUGAAGAAAUUCAUUGAAAAAGUUUUGAAGCCGUAAUAGUUUAACUAAAUAUAUUAAUAUUUUAAACAUUAAACUUAUUACUUUACUGUUCUUUAUUAAAAAUUAAUUACUUCCAA